AUGGCGUUGCCAGCUAACAUCGACGAGAUAGCCUCAAAAGUGCAAGGAGAGUUGGAGCACACACCCUAUGCCUGCUCCUCCCUCCAGGCUCUGUCUGGCGGGACUGGUAAUUUCAUUUACCGUGCUACUCUGAAAACACCCCUGCCUGAUGGAACUCUGGAAGCCCUGGUGAAGCAUGGCGAGGGCUAUGUCGCCCUGAAUCAGAACUUUCAGCUGCCAACCACGCGGUGUGUAAGUGUAGCCAUUGAUCCGGAACCCAUAGCGCUUCUUUCAGUUGCUGAAAUCUUUGGUGGACAGCGCUUUGAGGAGAUCUGCCUGGAAGCCACUGCCAGACUCCCGCCAACAGGUAAUCCGAGGUGUACAGUCAAGACCCCCAAAGUCUUUUAUUUCGACCCGGCCACCAAUACUCAGGUCCAGGAGUUCGCCCCCAACUCGGCCAACCUCAAGGACUAUGCCAUCUCCCAUCUUGCAGCGCCGACACCAUCCUCUCUCCAGCCUUGCUGCUUGGGUUUGGGUAUGGGCCUGGGAUCAUGGCUACGCGGCUUCCACGAGUGGGCGAGACGGCCCGAGCAGAAGGGACUGCGGGACGAGAUCAAGAAGAACGGCCAUAUGAAGGCUAUGAAGAUCAUGAUCAACUACUCCUGGCUUCUGCAAAGGGUUGACGAAUUCCCCUCGGUCCUUGCUGAUGCCAAGGACGUUUUCACCAAGGUGAAAGAGAUGGGAGAGAAGGAAGCCCAGGACGAGGACAACCUACAGGUCAUUCAUGGCGACUUUUGGACCGGAAACGUGCUCUUGCCUGAUACGCCCCUGAAAGAGACGGACAUCACUCCACUCACCAUCAUCGACUGGGAGCUCGCCCAGCUCGGCGUCCGCGCUCUCGACCUGGGACAGAUGAUUGCAGAACUUUACGAACUGUACCUGUACAAGGACAUUGCCGCGGGGGUGUGGUUCAUCAAAGGCUUCGUCGACGGGUAUGGAGGCAUGGACGACGGCCUCGCCUUUAGGGUUCUGGUCCAGGUCGGUGUUCACUUGAUCUCGUUCGGUACCGUGCCGGGAUGGGGCACCCCUGAACAGGUGGAAAAGUACAUCGUCACCAAGACGGUCAAGCGCCUGGAGGUGCUGGACAAGGAGUCCCGGACGCACGGCGGCGGCCGGCCCGCCAAGAAGAGGUACCUCGUCGGCCUGUCCCUGGGCGCCUCGUCCGCGGCGCUCCUCCGCAUAGCGGACCAGAUCCUUGCGAGCCAGGCCGCCAGGGGCCGCGAGCCGUCCUUCGAGGUGCACGCCCUGCACGUCGACACAGCGGACCUGGACGCCGGCAGCCCCGGCCCCUCGCCGGCCGCCGCGGCGCUCCUGGACCAGUGGAAGGCGCGCCUCCCGCGCUUCACCUUCGAGUCCGUCCCGCUGAGCAGCGCCGCGGCGCUCGACACGGUCGACUGGGCCGCGCUGCCGCUGGCGGCGGCGGCCCCGCCCCCGCCGUCGUCGCACGACCUGCGCCGCGUCCUCGAGUCGCUGCCCUCGCCGACGAGCCGCGCCGACGUCCAGCGCCUGCUCGUGCGGCACGCCCUGCUCGACCGCGCGGCGCGCGGCGCCUACGACGCCCUGCUGCUGGGCAGCAGCACGACGGCGCUGGCGGAGCUGACGCUCGCCGAGACGGCCAAGGGCCGCGGCUUCUCGCUGCCGUGGCAGACCAACGACGGGCCCCAGCCGGUGCGGCGGUACGAACACCGCCAGAACCACCCGCUACUACCACGAGACGACGAGGCGGCGGCGGCGGCGGCGGUGGAGAAGGACGAUGCUGAUGAGAGCCUCGUCACGGUGUACUACCCCGUGCGGGAGCUGUUCCGCAAGGAGCUCGUCACGUACGGGGCGCUCGUGUCGCCGCCGAUAGGGGACCUGGUGCUGCCCGAGGCCGGCGGCGGCGGCAGCGUGGUGUCGCACCGGGACAUCAGCAUCGAGGACGUCAUGAGGCGGUACUUUGAGGACGUCGAGGAGAACUACCCCUCCGUGGUGGCCAACGUCGUGCGGACGACGGCCAAGCUCGGGCGGCGGGGAGAGGGCGCCGCCGGGCUGUGCAGCCUCUGCGGCACGCCGCUCGACGAGCAAGGGGACGAGCGGUGGAGGGGCGAGAUAGGCGACGAGGACGAAGACGAGCAGAGGGCGGCGGUGGCGGGGAAGCUUUGCUACGGCUGUAAGCGGACGUUUCGCGGUUGA
This is a messenger RNA of Thyridium curvatum, 2211 nucleotides long. RefSeq lists its product as uncharacterized. Gene Ontology annotation, molecular function: sulfurtransferase activity; tRNA binding. Bases 1 to 2211 code for a protein of 736 amino acids. Gene Ontology annotation, biological process: tRNA wobble position uridine thiolation. NCBI's taxonomy places the organism in Eukaryota, Fungi, Ascomycota, Sordariomycetes, Thyridiales, Thyridiaceae. Gene Ontology annotation, cellular component: cytosol. The transcript is spliced from 3 exons. The record is from RefSeq and is a predicted model, not a curated record.